AUGCACUCCUAUCACAACCCUGGAGUCCCAACCGCUCUUUCCAUCUUCGAGCCGCUCCAAGACGGAUCCACCGUCUCGGUUCACGGACAUGUCCGUCAUGGACACCACAAGAAUUUCGCUGUUGAAUUGUUGAGCGGACCAAACAUUGUUCUCCACGUCAACUUCCGUUUCCAUCAUGAGCAUAUUGUUGCUAUGAACUCCCAAUUCAAUGGAAUGUGGGGACCAGAAAUCCGCCACAAAAACCCACUCCACCACUCCGAGCAUUUCCAUCUCACCAUCAAGGUUCAUGCUGGAUAUUACCAUAUUGCUGUCAACGGACACCACCUCGCUGACUACCCACAUCGUUAUCCAUACCAAUCGGUCCAAGCCAUCGGACUCAAGGGAGACGUCCACGUCGACAAGGUCCACUUCGAGGGAUUCCACUUCCAACGUCGUUGGGAUGGACACAUCGACCACGGACACUCUGGAUACAAUGCAUACGGAACUGAUUCCUAUGUUGCUCCAGUCUUCAUUCAACCAAACUUCUCUCCAUACGGAGCUCCACCACCACCAGUCAACUACAACCCAUACAGAUAA
Molecule: messenger RNA, 576 nt
Organism: Caenorhabditis remanei
Lineage: Eukaryota; Metazoa; Nematoda; Chromadorea; Rhabditida; Rhabditidae
Exons: 3
Coding region: 1-576 (191 amino acids)
Molecular function (GO): galactoside binding; carbohydrate binding
Source: RefSeq, a predicted model, not a curated record